UCCGGCAGUUGUUGUUCUCUGGGCUCUUGUUGGGUCUCGGUUCGUCCUUUUCCACCUCCCCUGGCGGGUGAGGUUACCGCCGAGGAGCUGGAGCGUCCAAGUGGAGACCCUGAGACCCUGGGAGCGAGAUGGACAUCCUGAAAUCCGAGAUUCUGCGGAAGCGGCAGCUGGUGGAGGACAGGAACCUGCUGGUGGAAAAUAAAAAGUACUUCAAGCGGAGUGAACUGGCAAAAAAGGAAGAGGAAGCAUAUUAUGAAAGAUGUGGCUACAAGCCUGUGAGUGAGAAGCCUUCUGGAGAGAUACAACCAAAAGAGGAGGACCAGAAACCACUAACAUCGUCAAAUCCAGUGCUGGAACUGGAACUAGCAGAGGAAAAACUUCCUAUGACUCUUUCUCGGCAAGAGGUCAUCAGAAGACUGAGAGAAAGAGGAGAGCCGAUCCGACUGUUUGGGGAGACGGACUAUGAUGCUUUCCAACGGUUAAGGAAGAUAGAGAUCCUUACACCAGAAGUUAACAAGGGCUUAAGGAAUGAUCUGAAAGCGGCUUUGGACAAGAUUGACCAGCAGUAUUUGAAUGAAAUUGUGGGUGGUCAGGAACCUGGAGAGGAGGACACACAGAAUGACCUGAAAGUUCACGAGGAAAACACCACCAUUGAAGAGUUAGAGGCACUGGGAGAGUCCUUAGGGAAAGGUGAUGAUCAUAAGGACAUGGACAUCAUCACCAAGUUCCUGAAGUUUCUUCUUGGUGUUUGGGCUAAAGAACUGAAUGCCAGAGAGGACUACGUGAAACGCAGCGUGCAGGGCAAACUGAACAGUGCUACCCAGAAGCAGACCGAGUCCUACCUCAGACCGCUUUUCAGAAAGCUCCGGAAAAGGAAUCUUCCUGCUGAUAUUAAAGAAUCAAUAACAGAUAUUAUUAAGUUCAUGUUGCAGAGAGAGUACGUGAAGGCGAAUGAUGCUUACCUUCAGAUGGCCAUUGGCAACGCCCCCUGGCCUAUCGGUGUCACCAUGGUUGGUAUCCAUGCCAGAACUGGCAGGGAGAAGAUCUUUUCCAAGCAUGUUGCACAUGUUUUAAAUGAUGAAACCCAACGGAAGUACAUUCAGGGACUGAAGAGGUUAAUGACGAUUUGUCAGAAGCACUUUCCUACAGACCCAUCAAAAUGUGUGGAAUAUAAUGCACUAUGAGAUCUGCACACAGUGUGUGUGUGUCAGGAAGCCUCCGCUCGCAGCACGAAGAUUCUGGCCUUACCACAGCUACAAGGGAAGAGUUCCACAGUGGGGUUCUACCUGGUGCAAUUCUUGUUGACUUUUAAGAACUGUGUUGGCUUUCACAUGGUACUGGACUGCAAACUAAUUUUUGUGUCUUGAUUUCAUUUUUAAUGAGUUGAAAAAUUAAGUUGUAAAGCUAUUAUCCGUGUUUAAGUGUGUAUACACCCACCACGUAGGAAAAGGGGUUGGAGAUAACCAUUGUCAAGAUCCCAAUGUGUCAUUGAUACUUAGGAACAUUUGAAGGUGGCUUUGAACUUCCUGUAAAUUAUUGUGAUUUGCACAUUUUUCUAUGUGGUAUUUAUAGAAAAUAUUUUUUGUAUUUGAACAAAAGUGUGGGACCAUUGAAUACCCCUUUAAGUUUUUACAUGGUCUUGGACUUUGUGCCAUCUUGCAAUAGAGUGUAGGUAAUGUUACUAUUAAGUGUUAUUUUUCUUGUGUUUCACACUUGUUUUCUUUCUAAGCAGAGUAUGUUUGUCACCUUUCUGGACAGACAAAUUAAUAGGAGAUAGAAGGUCGAAAGAUGGCUGUUAUACCAGCAUAAGUUCAGAACACCAGCAUAUCAAGGACAGGGCGAGGAAGUGGCCGUGGAGCCAGCUGAGAGUGGCAGCCUCAGGACUGGAUGCUGGGGAGUUGUGGCGUUCCUGACUUCCCUGUGCUCACUCUGUCCUCACUUGCCUCACAAACUGAGGACUUGCUCUAGGGCUUACAGAAUGGAGCUUUGAUCACCAUGACCACUCAGUGUGGCAAUGCUGAGGUCUGGACUAGUUCACUGAUGUGUGCAGAUGGGUUGGGUGUGGUGUCAGAAGGAAGAGGGAGUGGCCAACCCAGGACUGACAGCUUCUCAGCGCCAUGCCAUGCUCUGUCUAACUACAGCUUUGGGCAAGUGGUCCAUCUUGCUGAGCCAUGCCAUGCUCUGUCUAACUACAGCUUUGGGCAAGUGGUCCAUCUUGCUGAGCCUUGGCUUCUUUAUCUGACAGUGAUGAUAAGAAUCCAUGCCUCACAUCGAUAUUGUGUAAGUAAGGUGCCAAGCCUGCUGCCUGGCAGAUGAUAAGAGAUCUUUAUUACUGCUUAUUACAGUGUAGACCAAGGGCCUUCAUGGGAUAGUAUGUACUCAUGUAACAACAACAACAACAACAACAACAACAACAACUGUAUUAGCAGCAAUAGUCAAUGAAGGAAUCAUUUUUAGGUUUUUUCCCCCGUCUUUACUUUCAGUCAGGUCCAAGUUUAGUAGCGCAGAGAACAGGGCCUGGGGGCUGCAGGGGGUGGCUCAGAUCCACAGUUGCUUAUGCUGGACCCCCUUGAGAAAGAGUGAAAGCCACUUUGGGCUACUUAGGGUCCAACACAUGCAUAGAUAGGAUAGCUUCUGCCAGUCACUUGCAGGGUGGUGGUGGUCUUGGGUUGAAUCGGUGUCACUUGCACUGCAGCUGAAGCCUUUUCUUAAGAUUAAGUCAGGGAUAACUUGGGGCUUAAUUUGACAAAGAAGAAAUUUUCAUGAGAUGUGCAGCAAAUUCCUACUGAGACGUGUGGUUUGGUUAUGAAAGUCUUCUCUAUAAAUACUAUCAGAAAUGCCCAAAUCACUCAUUCUUCAUUCUCUGUUAGGCCACACAGCAUGGUAAAUCAUUUUAUGUUGUUUUCUUUUCUUUUGUUAAUAUUCCACAUAAAGAGGCUGGAGAAAUGGCUCAGCAGUUAAGAGC
Messenger RNA from Mus pahari (shrew mouse), 2965 nucleotides. It is a transcript of the gene Prpf18, whose product is annotated as pre-mRNA processing factor 18. Lineage: Eukaryota; Metazoa; Chordata; Mammalia; Rodentia; Muridae. The record is from RefSeq and is a predicted model, not a curated record. Bases 129 to 1184 code for a protein of 351 amino acids. Gene Ontology annotation, biological process: generation of catalytic spliceosome for second transesterification step; RNA splicing. Gene Ontology annotation, cellular component: U4/U6 x U5 tri-snRNP complex; U5 snRNP; U2-type post-spliceosomal complex. The transcript has 11 exons.